AUGGGUUCCCACGUGCUUAAGCAACAGCGUAAAAAUGCCAAUUCAGACAUGCCGGGUGACGGGGUUGUCCAUUAUAACCAUUCCCAGUUCAGCCAGAGCGGCUGUAACCAUUCCCAGUUCGGCUGGAGCGGCUGUGGGACUUGGCCUCCCCGAACUGCCCUUGCCCGGGAGCAGCGAGGAGAGAAAACAUUCCGGGGGUUGAAGCUGGGGCCGGGGGGAGCUGAGCCCGGGAGCCCUGGCUCCGGGCUGCUGGCCGGCUGUGCCCCCGACUCGCGUUCUGCCUCCAGAAUGGACGUUCAUGUGGGUCCUUUGAUGCCGACGCAAGUCGCCCGGGUAACUGCUGUGUCUGCACCGGCGGUGGCGAUCAUGGCAACCAAUUUGGUGGAUCAGACUUUAACAGAUAAUGGCAAAGAAUCGAGUAGAUCCUCCUGCCCACCGACCUUGAUUUUACACACGGAGAGGAAGAGUACCCCCGUGGAGAGCGAUGGCAAUAAGGACCAUUCUUUUAAACUAGUAAAUGAGGAUGACGGCACAUCAAACGGCAGCAAGCCCGUGGCAUCCACUCCAGUGCCAGGAUCUCCAUGGUGUGUAGUCUGGACUGGAGAUGACCGGGUCUUCUUCUUCAACCCUACAAUGCAGCUGUCAGUCUGGGAGAAGCCGGUGGACUUGAAGCACCGCGGCGACAUAAACCGGAUCAUCGAGGAUCCUCCUCACAAGCGCAAGCUGGAAGCUGCAGCAACAGAUAAAUGUGUUAGUUCUUGUCCAGGGGAUGAAAAUGAUGAUCUUAGCAUCAAAACUAAGAGAAAUAAAACAGAAGAUUCCCAGGCUGCUGACCAGGGGAAGGCUGAAACGGAGGAGAAAAAUGAGGAAACGUCAGCACCUCGGAUCACGCCUCCCUUAGAAGAGCGCAUCACUCAUUUCCGAGACAUGCUUCUGGAGAGAGGGGUUUCAGCAUUUUCUACAUGGGAAAAAGAGUUACACAAAAUAGUAUUUGAUCCACGCUACCUUCUACUAAAUUCAGAAGAACGUAAACAGAUAUUUGAACAGUUUGUCAAGACCAGGAUCAGAGAAGAGUACAAAGAAAAGAAAAAUAAAUUGUUGUUAGCCAAAGAAGAAUUUAAAAAGCUCCUUGAAGAAUCCAAGUUAUCGCCAAGAACAACAUUUAAAGAAUUUGCAGAGAAAUAUGGAAGAGAUCAGCGGUUUCGCCUUGUUCAGAAGAAGAAGGACCAAGAGCAUUUUUUCAAUCAGUUCAUACUUAUUCUUAAAAAGAGGGACAAAGAAAACAGGAUAAGGCUACGGAAAAUGAGAUAAAAGCUCCUGAAACUGGCAAUAAAUACACAAGUCAAUGCUGUGACUGCAGUACGAAAUUCAAAUGAAGGCUAAAGUGUUCGGGGUUAAACUUGCAACAGCUUGACGAGGAAGCGGAUAUCCCUGAGAAAAUCUUUCUCUAAACAGAGUUUAUUGAACAUAUAUUGAAUUUGUGAAGGUUGUUCUGCAGGAAUCUGAAGGAUAUUUUGUUCUCAAAAAAUUAAUGUUUCAUAUUGAAGCUCUCUUUUGUACAACAUCCAGAGUUUGAUGCAUUUCUAAUUGCCAUGAUAUGUCAAUCCCUUAAUUGUUUUAAUUAUGCAAAUUACUUGUAAUAUACACAAAUUAUGAAUCCAAUGCAGAUUUGUAAUUAAGCAGAAGCAGAUGCCAUCCAUAACAAUCUCAAGAUAUUUUCAUCAUUUAGGGGAAUUAUCUAAAGCAAUCUUUUGGCAACUUUAUGCAUUAACAUAAAGUGUUUAGAGGUACGGUGGUAUGCAGGAAUUCGUUACCCGGUGUUCAUACGUCUCUGUCCAGUUCUUUGAGUAGUAGUAAUAAGAUAUUAAUUGUUAAUCUUAGUGAAGAGUGUGAAAAUCUUGGCAUAUGUUCCAUAGGAAAACUCUAAGUUUCAGAAAUGGCUUUCUACUUAACGUGAAUGGUGCUUUCAGGCACACAGGCGAUGGCAACACUCCUCCGUCAGAGUUCCUAAAGAGGUUCUUUUGUAAAACCAUCACAGUAUGAUUUCAAUUAUGUUACUGUAUGUGAAAAGUCUGCAUGAGAUUUUUCUCAUCAUAUUUGUAUAAAUAAAUAUUUAACUUUUUUAAUUAAUAAACAUUU
Fulmarus glacialis (Northern fulmar) is the source of this 2139-nucleotide messenger RNA. RefSeq names its product transcription elongation regulator 1-like (gene TCERG1L). The record is from RefSeq and is a predicted model, not a curated record. The transcript has 11 exons. NCBI's taxonomy places the organism in Eukaryota, Metazoa, Chordata, Aves, Procellariiformes, Procellariidae. Gene Ontology annotation, molecular function: transcription coregulator activity; RNA polymerase binding. Bases 1 to 1311 code for a protein of 436 amino acids. Gene Ontology annotation, cellular component: nucleus.